Helianthus annuus (common sunflower) is the source of this 1678-nucleotide messenger RNA. Its product is annotated as mannan endo-1,4-beta-mannosidase 5. Lineage: Eukaryota; Viridiplantae; Streptophyta; Magnoliopsida; Asterales; Asteraceae. Bases 221 to 1543 code for a protein of 440 amino acids. The transcript has 5 exons. The record is from RefSeq and is a predicted model, not a curated record. Gene Ontology annotation, molecular function: hydrolase activity, hydrolyzing O-glycosyl compounds.
ACAACAAACAAUACAAGACACACCUAAAUUGCUUUAGAGAAUCCAAAAUCUAAUGAUCCAUACACCAAUGUUGGUUACUUGCUUGCCUUAUAAGUCAUUGUUAUUAUAUCCACCAUAAUGUUCAUAUUCUAACACACGAAAAUGAUGCUCAUUUCCCGCUCUUACCUAUUUCUUCCUUUUCUAAAACACACUAUAAAAGUACCAUCUUCCCCAUCAUCUCAUGCAUUCAAAUCCUCCACAAACAAUGGCUACUUACAUCAAAUCCACUCAUCUUAAUAAAUGGGAUGCUAUAUUUCUUGCUUUUUCUCUAUACAUAUCUUUUCUUGGUUGUCUUUGUGAAGCUAGGAUUUACACGGGUAAAGGCGCAUUUGUCCGAACCAAGGGCUCAAACUUUGUUGUCAAUGGUUCGCCUUUUUUGUUCAAUGGUUUUAAUGCAUAUUGGAUGAUGAAUGUAGCCGCUGAUCCAAGUGAACGAUACAAAGUUAGCCAAGUCCUACAAGACGCUGCGAAUGCUGGUCUUUCGGUUUGUCGCACAUGGGCUUUCGCCGAUGGUGGUGGUUAUAACGCGUUACAAAUUUCGCCAGGAGUAUAUAAUGAACUUGUAUUUCAGGGAUUGGAUUUUGUGGUGGCAGAAGCAAGAAAAUAUGGUAUUCGAUUGAUAUUAAGUUUUGUUAAUAAUUAUAAAGACUUUGGAGGGAGACCACAAUAUGUUGAGUGGGCUAGAAACUCAGGCGUUCAAAUCAGUAGUGAUGAUGAUUUCUACACAAAUCCUAUAGUUAAAGGGUAUUACAAAAAUCAUGUUCAAAGAGUUAUAACAAGAAUCAAUACAAUCACCCAAAUCUCGUAUAGUCAAGACCCCGCGAUCAUGGCAUGGGAACUCAUUAACGAGCCACGGUGUCAAGCUGAUUACUCCGGACGAACUAUUAAUGAUUGGGUUCAAGAAAUGGCUUUGUUUGUUAAGUCAUUGGAUCGAUAUCAUUUGUUGGAGAUCGGUAUGGAAGGUUUUUAUGGAGACACAUUGCCGGAAAGAAAACAAAUAAACCCGGGUUACCAAGUUGGAACCGAUUUCAUCAGCAACAAUCUUAUUAGGGAAAUUGAUUUCGCCACGAUACAUGCCUAUCCUGAUCAAUGGUUGUCUGGAAAAGAUGAAGAUUUUCAAAUGGCAUUUAUGCAAAGAUGGAUGUGGAGUCAUUUCAAAGAUUCAAGAACUAUCCUAAAGAAGCCCCUAGUGAUAGCUGAAUUUGGGAAGUCAAGCAAAGAUCCAGGUUAUAACAUUCACAAAAGGGAUUCAUACAUGAGAGAUGUUUAUAGAAACAUUUACAUGGAGGCAAGAAGUGGAGGGACAGUUGGUGGUGGUUUAGUGUGGCAGCUUAUGGCGGAUGGGAUGGGUUCCUACCGCGAUGGGUACGAAAUUAUCUUGUCUGAAAACCCGUCCACAGACAACAUCAUGUCACAGCAGUCUCACGCCAUGACAUCUCUGUCGCAUUUGUUAAGAAUUCGACAUCAUCAACAUCCGCCUAGGACAGGCUCAAACUUUUUUUAGACCCAAAGCGAAUUCUAGAAUCAGGGCAUUUUUCGUUAAAAAAUAUUCUUUUGCUUACUAUCCUAAUAAAUGAAAAUAUGAUAACACGCAUAUUUUAUAUACUAUUUCUAAGAUGCACAAAGCCAUUCCUAAGUA